AUCUCGAUUUCGGUAGAGAUAAGAUAUAAGUUAUUAUAAAAAGCAUUUGGAUAUCCAAAUUGGUAGCAUUUGCUCUAUUAACCCAAUACAAUGAAGCUCUUACUAGUUUGCGCUCUGCUGUGCGUCGGCGGUAGCUUCGCUGCAUCCGUGAAAGCAAGCUCAAGCGGCGUAGUGACCUGCUACUACGGAACAUGGGCUAACGGGAGGUCCGGAAAAGGCCGUUUCGGCGUGAGCGACCUGCCCACUCAUCUCUGCACGCACAUCGUCUAUUCCUUCCUCACGCUUGACGGAACCUCCGGAGGCAUUGUUGCUCCUGAAGAAAGCACUGUUGAAGGGAAAGGAAAUUCCGUGUCUGACCUCAUUGCGCUAAAGAAGAAGAAUCCCGAAUUGAAAAUCUUGGCUGCUAUUGGUGGCUGGAAUGAAGCUUCAACAAACUUUUCGGCGGUUGUCAACGACAAAACUAAGAGGGCACUUUUUGUCAAGAACUUGUACAACUACGUUGACACCAAUGGCUUCGAUGGUUUGGAUUUGGACUGGGAGUACCCUUCACAGAGAGAAGGAGCAGCCACUGACAAACAACAAUUUGUCACUCUCGUCAAAGAGUUGAAGAAAGCUUUCGCUAAGAAAUCUUACCUAUUGACCGCUGCUUGUGCCGUUACCCAGUCGAACAUCGAUUUGUCCUACGAUGUCCCCGCACUUUCUAAAUACCUGGACUACAUCCACCUGAUGCUGUACGACUUCCACGGCUCUUGGGAAACGACGACCGGAGUGAACGCACCUCUAUACGCACAGAAAACUGACGCUGCUACCUUAAAUUUGAAUGUUAACAACUCCGUCCACACCUGGAUCAACAACGGCGCCUCUCCAUCCAAGUUGGUGCUGGGUCUCGGAGCGUACGGAAAGACCUUCACCCUGACCAGUCUGGACAACACUUCCACAGGAGCACCCGUCACUGGAGCAGGAGUAGGUGGCCCUUAUGUCGGUGAAUCUGGAACUUACAGCUACUUGGAGAUCUGCGAAGACCAAAAGGAUAAUCCUUCUGCAUGGAGCAUCACUGAGGUGGAGGGCAACUACGUGUAUGCUAACAAGGACCUCUUCUGGGUCGGCUACGACAACCCCAACACUAUCAAGGCUAAGGCACAAUACGCCAAAAACACUGGUCUGGCAGGCAUCAUGUACUGGGCCAUAGACUUGGACGACUUCAGCGGCACUUGCGGAGACAAGUUCCCACUCGUUUCUGCCGGCAUUGCUGGAUACAACUCUGCUUAAUUUAAACAAUAGUUUUACUAUAAAAUUUCAGUACUAAAUAAAAUAUUUUAUUGUAAUAAU
Messenger RNA from Leguminivora glycinivorella, 1329 nucleotides. Its product is annotated as acidic mammalian chitinase-like. Gene Ontology annotation, molecular function: chitinase activity; chitin binding. The transcript has 9 exons. The coding region runs from base 91 to 1269 and encodes 392 amino acids. The record is from RefSeq and is a predicted model, not a curated record. Gene Ontology annotation, cellular component: extracellular region. Gene Ontology annotation, biological process: carbohydrate metabolic process; chitin catabolic process. Lineage: Eukaryota; Metazoa; Arthropoda; Insecta; Lepidoptera; Tortricidae.